Drosophila guanche is the source of this 903-nucleotide messenger RNA. RefSeq lists its product as uncharacterized. NCBI's taxonomy places the organism in Eukaryota, Metazoa, Arthropoda, Insecta, Diptera, Drosophilidae. Gene Ontology annotation, cellular component: chitin-based extracellular matrix. The record is from RefSeq and is a predicted model, not a curated record. Bases 45 to 794 code for a protein of 249 amino acids. Gene Ontology annotation, molecular function: structural constituent of chitin-based larval cuticle. The transcript has a single exon.
GCCAAACUCCAGCAGGAAAGCAACCAAGAACUCCCACUCCCAAAAUGCUGAAGAUCACAAUCUGUUUGUUGGCCCUGGCCGCUGGAGCGUGGGGCGCCAGCAUUGGUAGCACCACCACCGAGAAGCGCGAGAUUGUGCCACUGCUGCGCUUCGAGACUGAGAAGAACCCUGACGGCUCCUUCCACUUCGAGUACGAGGGCGGCGAUCAGUCGUACCGCCAGGAGCAGGGGCAGCUCCAGAAUGCCGGCACCGAAGAUGAGGCUUUGGAGGUCUCUGGCUCUUAUCGCUACAUUGAUGCCGACGGCAACACGGUGGAGGUGCACUACACGGCGGGCAGGAACGGAUUCGUGCCUAUUGGCACCACCAUUCCCAAGGAGAUCACAGCUGUGGCCCAGGCUGCCGCCGAUCUGCCGAACAUCUCCGAAGAGGAAGAGCUCAGGCUGAAGCACCGCAGAGCUCGCUCCCAGGAGGUAGAGAAGCUGGAGACUGUGGUGGAGAAGGAUCAAGCGCCCGCAGAGUCCCAGAUUGUGCCAGUUGUUGUGGAGAAGGAAGCUGUGUCCCAGCUGAAGACUGUGGUGGAGAAGGAGGCUGUGGCUGAGAAGAAGGAUCAAGUGCCCGCCGAGUCCCAGAUUGUGCCCGUCGUCGUGGCUGUGGAGGAGGCUGUGUCGCAGCCAAAGACUGUUUCUGAGAAGAAGGAUCAAGUGCCCGCCGAGUCCCAGAUUGUGCCCGUGCAGGUCGUUCUCGAGUCGAAGCCAGCGGCAGAGCCAAAGAAGGCUGAGACCACGACUGCCUAAGACCUCGCAGAGGAUUAGCUCUCCCCUAGAUUCUACUUACUUUAAGUAUUGUUACCACUUAGCCAUGAAAUCUGUGCACUCUAAUUUAAUUGUCUAGCAAUAAAUGAAU